AUGGAUGAAAAUGAGCCAGCUCCAUUCCAGGCCAAACCAUCAGGCAACAAUGCUGCUAAAGUUUGGUCAGAAAUUUCAAAUGAAGUUAGUAAGAAUGGAGAAUAUGAGGAUAAUGGAGAAAAAACACCUAAAAAGUUUAGGUCUACCCACGAUUCCCAGCAAUACCAAGCACGAGAAAAGAAAGAGAAAGAAAUUAUACUUGAAGACCAGUUUAAUGAUGAUAUUAAUAAAGAAAAACCAGAAGUAGUAGAUAAUGAUCCUGUUUCGCACGUUGAAAAGAAGAGAUUGCCAGAACCUAAGCGUGCAAUCAUUGACGAAGAGGAAACAAACACAUUCCAAGCUAGUGAGCACGAAAAGAACGCUCAAAAGGCAUGGAAUAACAUCACACGCGAAGUUAGAAUUGAAGGAGAAUAUGAUGACGUUGGCGAUGUUGUUCCAAAGGAAUUACGUCACUCACAUCCAUCUCCUAAACCUCAAGCUUAUGAAAAGAAGCAGCGUAAAAUCCCCGAAAUCGAAGAUGAUUUCAACGAUGAUAUUAAUAAAGAAAAGCCAGAGGUCGUAGACGAGGAUCCAGUUUCUCAUGUACAGAAGAAGAAAUUGCCCACACCACAACCUGUCAUUAUCGAGGAACAUGAAAAGAAUAAUUUCAAGCCUACCGAGCACGAGAAGAAAGCUCAGUCUGCUUGGACAAACAUCACUCGUGAAGUCCGUAUCGAUGGCGAGUACGACGAUGUCGGUGAUGUUGUUCCAAAGGAGUUAAGGCAUUCUCAUCCUUCUCCACGUCCUCCGACACACGAAAAGAAGCAGCGCCCUAUUCCAGAGAUCGAGGAUGAAUUUAAUGACGACAUCAACAAGGUCAAAGAAGAGAAUCCUGAAGAGGAAGAAUCUGUUUCUUACGUACAGAAGAAGUCCCUCGCUGCUCCUCAGCCUGUCAUCAUCCACGAGGAAGAAAAGAAUACUUUCAAGCCUACAGAGAACGAAAAGAAGGCUCAGUCCGCUUGGACGAAUAUAACUCGUGAAGUUCGCAUUGAUGGCGAAUACGAUGAUGUAGGAGAUGUCGUUUCAAAGUCUCUCAGACAUUCACAUCCUUCUCCACGUCCUCCGACACACGAAAAGAAACAACGUCCAAUUCCAGAAAUUGAAGACGAAUUCAAUGACGAUAUCAACAAGAUCAAGGAAGAAAAUCCUGAAGAGGAAGAAUCCGUAUCUUACGUACAAAAGAAGAAACUCGCUGCUCCUCAACCAGUUAUUAUCCAUGAGGAAGAAAAGAACCAAUUCAAGCCAACAGAACACGAAAAGAAGGCUCAGAGUGCAUGGACAAAUAUUUCCAGAGAGAUCAAAAUGGACGGAGAAUACGAUGAUGUCGGUGAUGUUGUUCCUAAAUCAUUAAGACAUUCUCAUCAAUCUCCACGUCCUCCAACACAUGAAAAGAAGCAGCGUCCAAUACCAGAAAUCGAGGACGAGUUCAAUGAUGAUCUCAAUAAGGAGAAACCAGAAGCUGUUGACGAAGAUCCAGUCUCUCAUGUACCAAAGAAGCAUCUCCAAGAGCCUAAACCUGUCAUCAUCGAAGAAGAUGAGAACAAUACUUUCAAGGCUACACAAAAUGAGAAGAAAGCUCAGUCUGCUUGGACAAACAUCACUCGUGAAGUCCGUAUCGAUGGCGAGUACGACGAUGUCGGUGAUGUUGUUCCAAAGGAGUUAAGGCAUUCUCAUCCUUCUCCACGUCCUCCGACACACGAAAAGAAGCAGCGCCCUAUUCCAGAGAUCGAGGAUGAAUUUAAUGACGACAUCAACAAGGUCAAAGAAGAGAAUCCUGAAGAGGAAGAAUCUGUUUCUUACGUACAGAAGAAGUCCCUCGCUGCUCCUCAGCCUGUCAUCAUCCACGAGGAAGAAAAGAAUACUUUCAAGCCUACAGAGAACGAAAAGAAGGCUCAGUCCGCUUGGACGAAUAUAACUCGUGAAGUUCGCAUUGAUGGCGAAUACGAUGAUGUCGGAGAUGUUGUUCCUAAAUCCCUUAGACAUUCACAUCCUUCUCCACGUCCUCCGACACACGAAAAGAAACAACGUCCAAUUCCAGAAAUUGAAGACAAAUUCAAUGACGAUAUCAACAAAGAGAAACCAGAAGUUGUUGAUAACGAUCCAGUUUCUCAUGUUCCAAAGAAACGUCUCCAAGAACCAAAACCUGUUGUCAUCGAAGAAGAUGAGAAAUCUCCAUUCCAAAAGAAGAACAACGCCAACCAGGAGAAAGCAAGAAAUGCUUGGAACAACAUCUCAAGAGAGAUCAGAAUCGAAGGCGAAUACAAUGAUGAAUAUGACUAUGAAAACAAUACUCCCAAGUCAAUGAAGAGCACUCACAAACAUCCUGUUUACAUUCCAAAGGGAUUCAAGAAGAACGACGCUGAAGAAGAAGAUAAUAUUGAGCAGAUCAAAGCUCCAGGACCACGUCCUAAAUCUACACCUAUUAAUAACGCUGAUGUAAUGAAUGAUGAAUUGACUGAAGAAGAGAUGAACAACAUUGCAGCAACAGUUACUUGCAGAGGUUUAGAUCCAGAUAUGAUCACUGAAAAUUCAAUUUCUGAUUUCGCCGCUCCACAAAAGGUUUGCAAGGAAUGUCACAUGGUUAGAUUAGAUCCAAAUGAUGAACCACCAAUGUUGACUGACGCACAGAGAGAAGCAAAGAGAAAGGAGCAGAAGGAGAGAUUACUCAAGGAAAUCAAGGAAGGAAAGGUCGAUGCAAAGAGAUUAGAACAAGAAAGAUUGGAACAGGAAGAAGAUAGAAGAAAGAGAGUUCAAGCAAUCAAGGCUAAAAUGGCUAAGCGUGGAGGAAACGUGAAGGCAACUCCACAGCAAAAGGAAGCUGCUAUGAAAGUUUCUAAAGCGCUUCAGGAAGCUUGCUCAUUAUUAAUGAGUAGGCAACAAGUUUAA
Trichomonas vaginalis G3 is the source of this 2925-nucleotide messenger RNA. RefSeq lists its product as uncharacterized. The record is from RefSeq and is a predicted model, not a curated record. The transcript has a single exon. NCBI's taxonomy places the organism in Eukaryota, Parabasalia, Trichomonadida, Trichomonadidae. The coding region runs from base 1 to 2925 and encodes 974 amino acids.